AUGUGUUCUGUGGAGUUUCGAUUAUACUCAUUUGCACCAGGUUCUUCUGCACAUUCAUUAAUGCGUAACGGCAUCGGUUUAUUAAUUUCAUCAAGAGUGGAGGUUUUCCGAAGCUUUUCCUUUGCGCGAAUGCGUAACUCCAAGCCGUUUUCCGGAGACGAUAUUAAUUUAUUGAUAUUUCAAAAGAGAUUGGGAUUUACCCAGAUUAAGACAGCGUGGCAAGAAAACCUUAUGAUCCUGUUCAUGAGAGAUUUUAUGAGAGAUUAUACCAAAAGGUGGAUUCAUGGUCAUGGUUGUGUUCAUGUUCAUGUUUAUGUUCAUGGGUUAUUGACUGGAGUUAACCGGUUCCUUACUACAUAG
Sclerotinia sclerotiorum 1980 UF-70 is the source of this 360-nucleotide messenger RNA. RefSeq lists its product with no specific name. The transcript has a single exon. The record is from RefSeq and is a predicted model, not a curated record. NCBI's taxonomy places the organism in Eukaryota, Fungi, Ascomycota, Leotiomycetes, Helotiales, Sclerotiniaceae. Bases 1 to 360 code for a protein of 119 amino acids.